This is a messenger RNA of Thalassophryne amazonica, 960 nucleotides long. It is a transcript of the gene crhb, whose product is annotated as corticotropin releasing hormone b. The record is from RefSeq and is a predicted model, not a curated record. Bases 229 to 717 code for a protein of 162 amino acids. Gene Ontology annotation, molecular function: hormone activity. The transcript is spliced from 2 exons. Gene Ontology annotation, cellular component: extracellular region. NCBI's taxonomy places the organism in Eukaryota, Metazoa, Chordata, Actinopteri, Batrachoidiformes, Batrachoididae.
UGUGCGCAUGCGAUAACGCGCAGGCUCGACGUGAGAGUCGGAGAGUCGCGCUUGAGGGCGGCUGUAUAAAAGUCCGCCCAGCAUCUACUUUUUGAGUAACUAUUUGCGUGUUUCUUCACUGAAGUGACGGAAGGCGGCGUCUCGCCAUCUACACCUGGCAACAUACGCGCGGCUCCUUUCACUGGACCUCCUCUAAAGACUGAAGACUCCUCCUGCUGACAACCUGACAUGAAGUUCAAUUUACUUGGCACCGUCGUCAUUCUGCUUGUUGCCUUCUUACCGCGCUACGAAUGCCGGGCUAUUGAUGGUCCCGGUGGUUCCCUGCGCGUGCCAGCUCCACACAUCCAAGCCUCCUUGCAGGAGCAGCAGCAGGAGUCCAGACCCAUCCUGGAGCGGCUUGGUGAAGAGUAUUUCAUCCGACUGGGCAACGGAGAUUCGAACUCUUUCCUGUCGUCGCCAAUGUAUCCGGACAGAGCGCAACUCCAGCUGACGCGACGCCUUUUGCAAGGCAAAGUUGGCAACAUCAGAGCGCACAUAAGCGGCUUCGGAGACCGCGUGGAUGACUCGAUGGAGAGGGGAAGGAGGUCCGACGACCCGCCGAUAUCGCUGGAUCUGACCUUCCACCUGCUGCGUGAGAUGAUGGAGAUGUCCAGGGCUGAACAGCUGGCCCAGCAAGCGCAAAAUAACAGAAGAAUGAUGGAGCUAUUCGGGAAAUAAAUGCUCCUUUCCACGUCUCCAAAGAUCUGCCUAGUCCUUUCUCUUCUUUUUUGUUUGUUUUUUGCCAUUAGCACAAAAAGUGCUCUGUACUAUAUCGUGCAGCUGUCAUUCUUUUAUAUUUAUUCUCAAACAGGGUUUGACUUCAUUCUGCAUUCUUUUAACACAUAAUAUUGGCAUAUAAAAAACUAUGACUCGCUGUAUUUAUUAUAUUUAUGUUUGUAAAUAAAAUAAUGUGCAACCAGU